Molecule: messenger RNA, 1191 nt
Organism: Symbiodinium sp. CCMP2592
Lineage: Eukaryota; Dinophyceae; Suessiales; Symbiodiniaceae
Source: the annotation of a GenBank genome assembly
AUGGACGAUGAAGACCAGGUGAUGGCCUUUAUGCCUCGCAAGAGGCAUCGGGCCUUGACAAGAGUUGGAUCCAAUGACUCUGGCACAAGGCAGCCGAGGAGUCGCUGUGUCAAUGGCCGCGAUAAUCUGGAAGGGACGAAUGACUCCUUGCUGCCUUUGCCGCAGAAGGCCUUCCAGCACUGUGGAAAGCCAGGGCUGUUAGUUGGGUCAGCUUGCUCGGGGUGGUCAUGCGAAUCCCAGGCACUUACCAACUUAGAGGUGCCACACACAAUUUCCUUCCUCUGUGACAGUGACCGUCAUGUGGAGAAAUGGCUGCGCCACAAUGUCGUUUUCGAGCGGUUUCAUCGAGAUGUGUUCCAUGAUGCCUUCAUGAACGAGCAGAAGGUAGAUAUUUUUGCGGCAGGCCCUCCUUGUCAACCAUUUUCUCCGGAGGGUGCAAAUGCAGGAGAUGAUGAUUCCAGAGCCCAUGUUAUCCAGCCGAUCAAGACCUACAUCUGUCAAGCUCAGCCUAGGGCCUUCAUACUGGAGAACGUGGCUUCGUGGAGCAAUUCGGAUAUUUUCAGGCAGACCAUGGAUGAUCUGGGCGGUCUGAAAAAUGAGGAUGGGUUGCCGGUGUACAAUAUAUACCGCAAAGUCCUGCAGACGUGUCAUUAUGGAGUGGCCCAGAACCGCAGCAGGCUCUACGUCGUCGGCCUCCUCGCCGACGAAGACAAAGGCUUCAAGUUCCCGGAGGCGUUCAAUCAGAAGCCAGACAUUGCAGAUCUUUUGGAUUCGAGAGAGCUGCCUCGACCGAUCAAGGACAUUUCAGAGAUUAGCCCUGAACUUGCGAACUCGACUUCCAAGACACGACAAAAGUGCCUGGGCGCAGUCCUCAGCCACUUCGAGAAAACGGGUGAGUGCCCUUGGACAUCCCACAUCAUCGUGGACACCCAGCAUGGGCGGAGUGAUGCACGCUUUUACAAAGAUUGCUUUCCAACUCUUACGGCCGCUCGUUGCCAACAGCGAGCCUAUUUCAAUUUGAGGUUGAACCGCUAUCAUACCAUGUCUGAGCUUUUCCGUGCACAAGGUGCAGACCCGGAGGGUAUGGACAUGACUUGCAUUUCGCCACACCAGCUGGGGCACCUGGCUGGAAAUGCCAUGAGUGUUAAUGUGAUGACUCACCUUUUGGGCUCCAUUAUGCUGAGCUGGUAG